Molecule: messenger RNA, 1830 nt
Organism: Fusarium musae
Lineage: Eukaryota; Fungi; Ascomycota; Sordariomycetes; Hypocreales; Nectriaceae
Product: mitochondrial phosphate carrier protein
Exons: 3
Coding region: 1-1830 (609 amino acids)
Biological process (GO): transmembrane transport
Molecular function (GO): transmembrane transporter activity
Source: RefSeq, a predicted model, not a curated record
AUGUCAGCCCUAGCAAAGAUCCGCGAGGGCCUCGCUCGCGAGGAUAAUACUCCUGUCGCACAUACUCUGGCUCCCCACGAGAAGGAGAUCGAAGAGGCUCCGGAGACUAUCACCGAGACUGGUCCUGGCCAUGACAAGGAGGCCACUGCUGGUGCUCUCCCUCCUGACGAUAAGGGCAACGAUUCUGAUGUGCCCAGUGAAGAUGUCCAGACUGGAGUCAAGGAGAUUCAGGCCAUUACCCUCACUUGGGGUAAGGGAUCCCUGGCUGCUCUCUUGUGUCUCAUCUGGACACUCUUCCUCAUAAGUGGAUUCCGUGGUUCCUUCUACCUCGUCUUGGUGCCUUAUGUUACCAGCGAGUGGCAGGCUCAUUCCCUCAUGACCACCAUCCCCAUCGUGUCAGACGCCAUGACUGCAGCCUGCUACAUCCCCAUGGCCAAGGCCCUUGACGUCUGGGGACGCGCUGAGGGCUUCUUGCUCAUGAGUGGCUUUGCAACUCUUGGUCUUAUCCUCAUGGCUGUAUCUCAGAACCUCGCCACCUUCUGUGCUGCGCAAGUCUUCUACUCUGUCGGAUGGGGAGGUAUGAUUUAUGCUGUUGGUGUCCUCGCUGCCGAUGCAUCUAAUCUCCGGAACCGAGGUUUGGCCUUUGCCUUUACUUCCUCGCCAUACAUGAUUACGGCUUUUGCCGGUUCCAAGGCUGCCGCUGCUUUUGUCCUCGAUGUCAAGAACUGGCGAUGGGGUUUCGGCUGGAUCGCUAUCGUUCUGCCGUGUGUCACUAUUCCUCUGUUCCUUGUCUUGAAGGUCAAUCUUCACAAGGCUUUCAAGAAGGGAACAGUCACCAAGACUCAUAGAAACCGGGGCUUCUUUGGUAGCAUUUGGUGGGUCUUCAACGAGUUCGACGUUAUCGGAAUCUUCCUCUUUGGCGGCGGUCUUGUCGUCUUUCUCCUCCCCUUCAACCUGGCUGCACACGCGCCUGACGGCUGGUCUACUGGCUACAUCAUCGCCAUGAUCGUGGUCGGCUUCUGCACUCUCGUCUUCUUUGGUGUCUGGGAGUAUUGGCUCGCCCCUGUUCCUUUCUUGCAGGGGCGCUUCCUCCUCGAUAGGUCUGUCGUUGCCGCUUGCAUGAUCGAUCUUACCUACCAGAUCUCUUACUAUACUUGGAACUACUUCUUUACUUCAUUCUUGCAGGUCGUUGUCAACCUCGGCCCUGCUGAGGCCGGCUAUGUCAACUCUACUUUCCAGGUCGUCUCAGGCGUUCUUCUCUUCAUCGUCGGCUUCCUCAUCCGAAAGACUGGCUUCUACAAAUGGACCUUUUACUUUGCAGUACCCAUCUACAUCUUUGCGCUUGGUCUCAUGAUCCACUUCCGCGCUCCUAACCAGUAUGUUGGAUACAUCAUUAUGUGCGAGAUCUUUAUCUCCAUCGGUGGAGCUGUCUUCAUCUUGGUCAUGCAGCUUGCUGUCCUUGCUGCCGUUGCCCACCAGUAUGUCGCUGCUGCGCUUGCUACUUUGUAUGUUGCUGGAGGAGUCGGUGGUGCGGUUGGAGGAGCCAUCUCGGGUGCUAUCUGGACGAAUACCUUUAUCCCUCAGCUUAUGAAGAACCUCCCAGAGUCAGAGCUGGCCAAUGCACCACUGAUUGCUGGAAAUAUUGUCAAUCAGCUGGCUUACCCCGUCAACAGCCCUGCACGACUUGCCAUUCAGGAGUCCUAUGGCUUUGCCCAGAUUAGAAUGCUUGCUGCUGGUGUUGGUAUCGCGUCCUUAUUCUUCAUCUGGGUGCCCAUGUUGAGGAACAUCAACGUCAAGAAGCUGAAGCAGACCAAGGGUCUUGUCCUCUAG